Coregonus sp. 'balchen' is the source of this 4795-nucleotide messenger RNA. NCBI's taxonomy places the organism in Eukaryota, Metazoa, Chordata, Actinopteri, Salmoniformes, Salmonidae. The record is from the annotation of a GenBank genome assembly.
AACGGGGCCAAUCACGAAUGAGCACCUUCCUUCGUUACGGAACCACGCUGGACCAGUGGGUGGAUUUUUCAAAAAGAAUUGUCAGUGCGUCCUGUUCCACGAAAGGUAAACUGUGUACCUAGUACUCUUCUUGCCAACUGUUUAGUUCAUUAAUAAAGUAAGGGAAUUUAUCAUUUCAAUGCCUUCGUUGUAAUAAUAAUAUGCCAUUUAGCAGACGCUUUUAUCCAAAGCGACUUACAGUCAUGCGUGCAUACAUUUUUAUUGUGUAUGGGUGGUCCCGGGGAUCGAACCCACUACCUUGGCGUAAUAAGCGCCGUGCUCUACCAGCUGAGCUACAGAGGACCAUAUUGUCACGUCUACUAGCUAACAGGCUAGCUAUUAUGUUGCCUAUAAUAUAACUUCAACUUCCGCUUUGUAGCUAGCUUAAGUGUUCACUAGAAAGGAUACAGCUUUUGUAAGAUUUGCCUUUUCGUAGCAGGUUAGGAUAAUUGUUAAGGUUAUGAACAUGUUUGGGGUUAUGGUUAGCUAAAAUGCAAAACAGUUUAAACUUUUGACGUUAAUUUGACACUGUAUCCCUUCUAGCCAUGACCGCUAACUAACACAAGGGCAAAAUUACAUUUUGUGUUUUCCCGUACAUUGCACUGCAUUAGUUCGCAAAAUGCUGACAUUUGAAUUGAUUUUUGACAUUUGAAUGGAUUUUCUUAAUGUAUGGCUAGGUCGUGGUAUGCGUAGUUAGCAUAUGCUGCGUGCGGUCGCUGGUUUGAUAACCACCAGCAAGCCAAGGUUACAUAACUAGCAAGCUAACAUCAAAAUGAAUGGGACAUUCCAUGGAAAACAUCUUGCUAUCCAUCUUACUGCAGUGAUAUAUUCUCAACUGAAACUGCCCAUUAGGUCAACUGAGUUACCAGAACUUUGUAGGCUUAGCUAACCAUCUGCUCCUAUGCUCACACAGGUUAGAACUGCCUGGUGAGUCCUGGAACAGAGCCAUGGCUUUAAAAGUGAUCCAGAGGCUUCAACUGCUCAGGCAGACAGGGGCACACCUCUGUCCUCCAGGCGAGCUGAGUCGCACCAGACUCCUGAGUGUUCCGGUAGGGGAGCCCCUGUGUGUGGCGUGUCUAUGGACCUCAGCUGACCGCUGUAUCCAGAGGCAGGGCUGUCGGAAACUCAGUCAGCCAGACUGUGGUAGGAUGACUUUGUCCACCAUUGCCAACGACCCUUUCUACACCACUGGGUCAGUCAGCCUCCACAAAGACUCAGUCCCCAGGUUCCGUCUGAGUCAGCUGCACCGGCCCACUGAUGCAGAGGAGAAGGCCUUCCAUGACCGCCUGGUUAGCUGCUCUUCCUCCAGACAGGUGCUGAGACUCCUCCGCACAGUGGAGAUCAUGUCUGACACCAUGGCAGCGGAAGCCCUGCACCGCGUGGCUGACAUGGAGCAGGACGGCACUUCCCUGAAGGACCCCAAAGUGCUGGAGAAGGACACUCUCAGGGCCCUGUGCUGCCAGCUGGAGCAGGACUCUGGGCGUCUGACGGAGGCCGGGCUGGUUUCUGCUCUGCUGGCCUGCACACGCCUCUACUUAGACCCCUGGAGCAUGCUGGUGGUGCGGCUGGUGUCGGAGAGCCAGGAGCGGCUGGACAGGGGCCAGAUGAGCAUGGACCAGCUGUGCACCCUGGGCCAGGCCCUGCUGGCCCUGGAGGGCCCGGGCUGUGGGAUGUUGGAGCAGCUGAUGGAGGAGGUACAGAGGCAGGAGCUGGGUCAGUGGAGCCUGGUAGAACUCACUGCAGUAUACGGACUGCUGCAGGCUGGAGUAGGGGAGGGCGGCCGCUACCAGGACCUCCUAAACGCUAUGCACGCCUACGCUGUGUCAGUCACCUCUCGUAUGGACCCCCCUGCUGUCAGCAGGGUGCUUAGUGCCUUGGUGGUCCUGAACCAGACCCAGGCCAUGCCACUGGUCAUCAGCCUGUGUAAGCAGGCGGUCAGGCACGUACCCCACUUCAGAGAUGAGGAGCUGGGGCUAGUGCUCGGGGCGCUCAUGCACUUUGGCCACAGCGACCACUUCUUGGUGGAGGCCAUGGAGAGACACGUGCCCAAGAUGGCGUUCACGUCCCAUCCAGAGACAGUCACCAAAGUGAUGCAGUACUUUGGGCGUCGGAACAUCCUGUCGCAGCCGGUGUUUGACGCGGUGGCGGAGAGCUUUGUGUACCGGGCAGACGAAUACAGCACCAGCCAAGUGGCCAGGCAGAUCAUGCCGUUCGGGAAGCUGGGCUACCUGCCGCCCAAUGCCGGGGAGGUGUUCCGGAAGGUGGAGGCCAUCCUGCAUGCACGCUUCUCUCACUUCCAGCCCCGGACACUCCUCAACCUACUGCACUCCUGCAUCCUGGUAGAGCGGUUUCCUGUCAACUUUGUGUCUAAGGUCUUCAACCGCUACUUCCUCCAGCAACUACAAGGUAAUGCAUCCUUAAUAAUUAGCUCACGCUUAUUUUACUACUCUCCAUACUUAUAUCGGCACAGUUUCUUUGGUUAAUCAAUUGCACAGUCUUUGAUUAAUCAGUUGUACAUUUAUGUGUGUCCCAGAGCAAGGCUCAGGGGUUGACCGGAUUGUUCUGGCACAACUGACCCAACUCUACAUGACUGUGAAGCUUGAAUGCCCUUUUUAUGAGGUAGGCUAACGAGUUAUUACAAAUCAAUGUUCAGUCUAUGAUAGCAUUGCAACUUCAACUACAGUGUUGCCAUCCUAGCACACUAUCCUCUGAUUCACCCUUAACACCCUGUUUUAACCCCAGGGUCCAAGGCUCCUUCCUAAGUACCGUGUCAAGUCUUUUCUAACUCCUGGUCGCUCUCUGGAGACUCUAGUGGACGGACACCUUUACAACUAUGUGAAAAUUGGACUGGUGGAUCUACUAGGGGCCCGCGCCUACUUCGCUUCCAGAGUCCUCACUCCAUACUGCUACACACUAGGUAAUGUACAGCACAUUGUAAGAUGCAACACAGGUAAAAUUUAAUUCAAUGCUUCAGACAAUGUUAUGGUUAUACCUAUACUGAAAAUGAAAGGUGCAAAGAAAUCAGGCCUCUGUUUCUUGUCGUUUCAGAUGUGGAAAUAAAGCUUGAUGAGGAAGGAUAUGUAUUGCCUGCCAGUCAAAUCGAUGAUAUCUACAAGAGGUAUAUAAACAAUAGACAUUUAAGCCAUGAAAUUAAUAAACAUAGGUGAUAAAAUUGUUGUACAAUAGCUAUUUAAUUCAUGCCCAUACGAUCUGUUACUUUUGUUGUGUACUUGCAGGAUAGCAGUUUGCAUUGACGGCGACAAGAGGUUCACUGUGAACACAAGACAGCUGCUAGGGAAAGAGGCCAUCAAGCAGCGGCACCUGAGGCUUCUGGGAUAUGAAGUUGUUCAGGUCAGAAAUUCACUCUGCAACCUUUUGAGUGUUCUGUUCUCCCUUUGUUGCAAGUGUUCAUCUGCUGUAUAUUUUGAGUGUUCUAUUUCUAUGGUUCUGUCUGCUGUAAAUUCUGAUUUCAGCCCCUUUGCUAGUGUUCUGUCUCUAGGCAUCUACUCUGUCAGGAGCAUAUCUGUAUUCAGUUGGAUCUUCUGUUUUUGCUCUCAGUGCUCCAUCUGUUACUAAUAGAAGUUUUUUUGUUUUUGCAGAUUCCUUACUAUGAAUUUGAAAAGCUUUGGAACAAGACUGAGGUUGUUGAAUACCUUCACAAGAAGAUCUUCCCCCUCAGUUAUAGGCUCAGUUGGUGAUGACUGGCUCAAACAAGGCCUUUGUUGCUGUCAUAAAACUAUACAGUUUGGGUACUGUUUUUGUGAUUUUAAUCGUCUAAACCAGGGCUCUCCAACCCUGUUCCUGGAGAGCUACCUUCCUGUAGGUUUUCACUCCAACCCCAGUUGUAACUUCACUGGUUCAGUUUAUCAACCAGUUAAUUAUUAGAAUCCGGUGCGCUAGAUUAGGGUUGGAGUGUAAACCUACAGGACGGUAGCUCUGGUCUAAAUGUUACAUUGUCCAACAUUUGCACCCAAAGAGAAAGCAUAUCGUUCAACUACAUGAAUACUUUCAGAAAUGUAUUUAUUGCUUUUGAGUGAUUGUAAUUCUAUGCACUACUAGUGUUCUAUUGUACAAUUAAAUUACUUAUUUAGUCCUGUCUCCCUCCUUUGUUUAAAAAAAUUUAACUACAAAUAUGCCUGAUUUUAUAACUAAUCCACCAUUGGCAUCAUUUGAAAUAUUUAUAUUUAUUGGUAGUUGGCAACACAGUGCUGCAGUAGAAGUUAGAACAACCAAGAAUCACCUUGGAGAAAAAAAAACAUUUGUUCAUACGAUCAAGAAUGAAUAUAGCUAGUGCAUCACUAUUGAUUUCCAUAUCCGAUAUCAAUGAUGAUCUUAAAUAGAUAAUCUAAGGCGGGUUGAGUCUUUUGUCCACCACCAUUUAAUAAUGCAUGUCAGUCGGAUAUAUGUUGUAAAAAGGCUAUGAUACAUAAAAAAAAACAGUUGGGAGUGUUGCCAUUGGUUUCUGCCUGCUGUCUAUCCAUUAUGUGGCAGGGAUCUGUGGCAGGCCAAAUUCAUCCACCAGAACUCCACCCUGAAAAACAUAGGCAAAAUAAAUUACAAUUUAUUAUGAAACACCACAUCUAAAUGAGUGCAUAAAUGUGUCUUCAAUGUAAUGUCCUAUAAAACAAACAACCCUACGAACAAGGCAACUGUCAGCUGUGUUUGCCAGUGAUCCACGACCAAACAUGGUAAACGUAAAUACAGUGGUUAGAGAGAGACAGAUGUGUACCCGGUUUGUUGCCCUGUCGCUGGGUAU